Molecule: messenger RNA, 993 nt
Organism: Knipowitschia caucasica
Lineage: Eukaryota; Metazoa; Chordata; Actinopteri; Gobiiformes; Gobiidae
Source: the annotation of a GenBank genome assembly
AUGGACUCGUGGACUCACAAGAAGAAGAGUCCACGAAGAAGAAGCAAGGCCCAGAUCUACAAACCAGUCCUGUCUUCAGUGUCAGCAGCGGAACCACAGACCGAGGCCCAGUUCAUCAAACCAACUGCUGCUGAGCAGAGUGAGGAAGAGUGUGAGCAGAGUGAGGAAGAGUGUGAGCAGAGUGAGGAAGAGUGUGAGCAGAGUGAGGAAGAGUGUGAGCAGAGUGAGGAAGAGCGUGAGCAGAGUGAGGAAGAGUGUGAGCAGAGUGAGGAAGAGCGUGAGCAGAGUGAGGAAGAGCGUGAGCAGAGUGAGGAAGAGCGUGAGCAGAGUGAGGAAGAGCGUGAGCAGAGUGAGGAAGAGCGUGAGCAGAGUGAGGAAGAGUGUGAGCAGAGUGAGGAAGAGCGUGAGCAGAGUGAGGAAGAGUGUGAGCAGAGUGAGGAAGAGUGUGAGCAGAGUGAGGAAGAGCGUGAGCAGAAUGAGGAAGAGCAUGAGCAGAGUGAGGAAGAGCGUGAGCAGAGUGAGGAAGAGCGUGAGCAGAGUGAGGAAGAGCGUGAGCAGAAUGAGGAAGAGCGUGAGCAGAGUGAGGAAGAGCGUGAGCAGAGUGAGGAAGAGCGUGAGCAGAGUGAGGAAGAGUGUGAGCAGAGUGAGGAAGAGCGUGAGCAGAGUGAGGAAGAGCGUGAGCAGAGUGAGGAAGAGCGUGAGCAGAGUGAGGAAGAGCGUGAGCAGAGUGAGGAAGAGCGUGAGCAGAGUGAGGAAGAGCGUGAGCAGAGUGAGGAAGAGCGUGAGCAGAGUGAGGAAGAGUGUGAGCAGAGUGAGGAAGAGCGUGAGCAGAGUGAGGAAGAGCGUGAGCAGAGUGAGGAAGAGCGUGAGCAGAGUGAGGAAGAGCGUGAGCAGAGUGAGGAAGAGCGUGAGCAGAGUGAGGAAGAGUGUGAGCAGAGUGAGGAAGAGUGUGAGCAGAGUGAGGAAGAGUGUGAGCAGAGUGAGGAAGAGUGA